Messenger RNA from Physella acuta, 888 nucleotides. Its product is annotated as salivary glue protein Sgs-3-like. Gene Ontology annotation, cellular component: keratin filament. The record is from RefSeq and is a predicted model, not a curated record. NCBI's taxonomy places the organism in Eukaryota, Metazoa, Mollusca, Gastropoda, Physidae.
AUGUCGAAUCUAAACAAUGAAUUACAGAUAAAUGCAGUGAUACCCGGAGCUACAACCCACAAUGACACACAACCCACUAACACCCAACCCACUAACACCCAACCCACUAACACCCAACCCACUAACACCCAACCCACUCACACCCAACCCACUAACACCCAACCCACUAACACCCAACCCACUAACACCCAACCCACUCACACCCCACGCACUCACACCCAACCCACUAACACCCAACCCACUAACACCCAACCCACUCACACCCAACCCACUAACACCCAACCCACUAACACCCAACCCACUAACACCCAACCCACUCACACCCCACGCACUCACACCCAACCCACUAACACCCAACCCACUAACACCCAACCCAACCACACCCAACCCACUAACACCCAACCCACUAACACCCAACCCACUCACACCCAGCCCACUAACACCCAACCCACUAACACCCAACCCACUCACACCCAGCCCACUAACACCCAACCCACUAACACCCAACCCACUCACACCCAACCCACUAACACCCAACCCACUAACACCCAACCCACUAACACCCAACCCACUCACACCCCACGCACUCACACCCAACCCACUAACACCCAACCCACUAACACCCAACCCAACCACACCCAACCCACUAACACCCAACCCACUAACACCCAACCCACUCACACCCAGCCCACUAACACCCAACCCACUAACACCCAACCCACUCACACCCAGCCCACUAACACCCAACCCACUAACACCCAACCCACUCACACCCAACCCACCGACACCCAACCCAGUGAGGCCAUCGACAUUAGAACUCACCAGCUCCUCCUGUGUCUCCAUGACAACCAGAUUCGCUGCCAGGUUCCGACAUUUGUGGAAGGCUAG